Trichomonas vaginalis G3 is the source of this 411-nucleotide messenger RNA. RefSeq names its product organellar and viral DNA polymerase type B. The transcript has a single exon. The coding region runs from base 1 to 411 and encodes 136 amino acids. NCBI's taxonomy places the organism in Eukaryota, Parabasalia, Trichomonadida, Trichomonadidae. The record is from RefSeq and is a predicted model, not a curated record.
AUGAUAUCGGUAAGAUUCUAUGGAACUACAGCAUAUCUCAUCGACAAAAGUCUUAUACCGAUAGUUUUGUUAUGGAUUGACCCAGUUGUUGGAUAUAAUUUCAUAACAUAUGGUUCAUUCGAUACUGAACGUUGCAGUGAAGGCUUACUUUACAUCGUUCAGAAACCGAAGGACUUCAAUACAAAGAGAUAUAAGAUAGGAAGAACAUUUAAUAUAACUCAAAGAUAUGACUCUACAGUCAAUAGAGUUAAGGUUGUGUUUGUAAAUGAUAUGAGAGCUGCUGAAACAGAACUACUUGAAAAGUUUGAGAAAAUGUAUGGUGCUCCCACGAAAGGUAAAGAAACGUUUGAAGUAGAUGAGAUAGAUAGUGCUAUAAAAUUAUUUGACGAAGUUGCUGAAAAAUACAUGUAA